AUGUCAAAGAAAACUUUUAAGAAAUCUGAAGGUACAUCCCUAGUAUCAAUUAUUGGCGACGAAGACACUGUUACAGGAUUUCUACUAACAGGAAUUGGAGAAAAGAAUAUCAAAGGAGAAACUAAUUUUCUGUAUGUAAAUUCAUUAUUUCUCGAAACCGACCCAAAAUUGAUAGAGGCUACAUUUCAAAAUUUCUUGAAGCAUCCUAAUAUAGCAGUCAUCCUUGUGACAUAAUUUGUUGCUGAAAACUAUCUAAGACAUAUUAUCAAUUAAUAUGAUGCCAUUUUGCCUACAAUUCUUGAAAUCCCAAGCAAAGAAUACCCAUAUGAAGCAAAGAAAGAUACAAUUAUUCAAAGAGCUCAUAGAUUAUUGUAUGGUACAGAUAUUUAGUGAAAUAUAUUAAGUAAUAUAGAAAGCAUAAUCAAUUUAUUUUUCCAUUUAAA
This is a messenger RNA of Paramecium tetraurelia, 443 nucleotides long. RefSeq lists its product as uncharacterized. Gene Ontology annotation, biological process: proton transmembrane transport. The record is from RefSeq and is a predicted model, not a curated record. Gene Ontology annotation, cellular component: membrane; proton-transporting V-type ATPase, V1 domain. Lineage: Eukaryota; Ciliophora; Oligohymenophorea; Peniculida; Parameciidae. Gene Ontology annotation, molecular function: proton-transporting ATPase activity, rotational mechanism. The transcript has 4 exons.